UCCCACUCCUCUCACCGUUGGAUCGCUUUGCUCACGGCGCUAUCUCUCGAUAAAGUUGUUGUUGCGGCUUCCGCCGCGGGUGGAGGAAGAUGGCGUCGGGUGGUGGUGGCUGUAGCGCUUCGGAGAGACUCCCUCCGCCCUUCCCCGGCCUGGAGCCGGAGUCCGAGGGGGCGGCCGGGGGAUCAGAACCCGAGGCUGGGGACAGCGACACCGAGGGGGAGGACAUUUUCACCGGCGCCGCGGUGGUCAGUAAACACCAGUCUCCAAAGAGAGCUACAUCCCUUCUUCCCAUCAACAAUGGCUCCAAAGAAAAUGGGAUCCAUGAAGAACAAGACCAAGAGCCACAGGAUCUCUUUGCAGAUGCCACGGUGGAGCUAUCCUUGGACAGCACACAAAAUAAUCAGAAGAAGAUGCCAGCCAAAACACUCAUUUCUCUUCCUCCGCAGGAAGCCACAAAUUCUUCAAAGCCCCAGCCAACCUAUGAGGAGCUAGAGGAAGAAGAACAGGAGGAUCAAUUUGAUUUGACAGUCGGUAUAACUGAUCCUGAGAAAAUAGGGGAUGGUAUGAAUGCAUAUGUAGCCUACAAAGUUACAACACAGACGAGCUUACCAUUGUUCAGAAGCAAACAGUUUGCAGUAAAAAGAAGAUUUAGUGACUUUCUGGGUCUUUAUGAGAAGCUUUCCGAGAAGCACUCUCAGAAUGGCUUCAUUGUCCCUCCUCCACCGGAGAAGAGCCUCAUAGGGAUGACAAAAGUGAAAGUUGGGAAGGAAGAUUCUUCUUCUGCAGAAUUUCUUGAAAAACGGAGAGCUGCUUUAGAAAGGUACCUUCAGAGGAUUGUAAAUCAUCCUACCAUGUUACAGGACCCUGAUGUCAGAGAGUUCUUGGAAAAAGAAGAGCUGCCACGUGCCGUGGGUACCCAGACAUUGAGUGGUGCUGGUCUCCUCAAGAUGUUCAACAAAGCCACAGAUGCCGUCAGCAAAAUGACCAUCAAGAUGAAUGAAUCAGACAUUUGGUUUGAGGAGAAGCUCCAGGAGGUAGAGUGUGAGGAGCAGCGCUUACGGAAACUGCAUGCUGUUGUAGAAACUCUAGUCAACCAUAGGAAAGAGCUAGCGCUGAACACAGCCCAGUUUGCAAAGAGUCUAGCCAUGCUUGGGAGCUCUGAGGACAACACGGCAUUGUCACGGGCACUCUCCCAGCUGGCUGAGGUGGAAGAAAAAAUUGAGCAGCUCCACCAGGAACAGGCCAACAAUGACUUCUUCCUUCUUGCUGAGCUUCUGAGUGACUACAUUCGCCUCCUGGCCAUAGUCCGAGCUGCCUUUGACCAGCGCAUGAAGACAUGGCAGCGCUGGCAGGAUGCCCAAGCCACACUGCAGAAGAAGCGGGAGGCCGAGGCUCGGCUGCUGUGGGCCAACAAGCCUGAUAAGCUGCAGCAGGCCAAGGACGAGAUCCUCGAGUGGGAGUCUCGGGUGACUCAAUAUGAAAGGGACUUCGAGAGGAUUUCAACAGUGGUCCGAAAAGAAGUGAUACGGUUUGAGAAAGAGAAAUCCAAGGACUUCAAGAACCACGUGAUCAAGUACCUUGAGACACUCCUUUACUCACAGCAGCAGGCUGGGGAGCAGUUGGGAAUCAGGUCUGGAAUACUCCUAACCAAGAAGUUGCCCAGGUAUAGUAAGUUUUUCUCUACCGUUCACAAGUUUUUUGCUGCUGCUUCCCUCUGGAAAUGGCGUUUCUUUCUCUCUGCCUACCUCAGCUACCUGUUCUGAGGGUCUCAAUCUGUUUCGUAUUCCCACUUCUUUAGGGAAGGAGUUUUAAAAACAUCUCUUAAAAUAAGAGGAGCAAUAUCUAUCAAAACCUAUUCUCCUGCAAUGGAGGCGGAGACUUUCUCUCUCUCUCUUUUUUUUUUUUUUUUUUUGGUAUCCCUAUCAUUAAGCAAGAGCCUUUCUCUUUUAUUCUUCCUGCUUCCCUAAGCUGCUCAGGGUUCUCUGAGUCUUGCCUUCUGAUGGCAAGUCUUAUAUAUAACUAAACCUAUUUUUGUCACCCAUCAAAACACAUCCUCAGUAGACUGUGUGAAGGUGUGAAGGUCUGAUAAGGACUUGAUGCUUUAUCUCCAUAGACAUGAAAGCCAUGCCCUCUGCCUCUAGAUAGGGUGAUCCAAGAGCUCCUGAACCUUAGGAGGUUCAAAGAAGCUCUACUGUCUGUGCCCAGGAGGCAGCCUGCCAGCAAGAGCCCCCAGGAGUUGCACACACAGCCAAAGGGUGUUCACAUAGAUCUCUGCCGGUCUAGCCAGGGGAGGCCAGAGUCUCAGGUCGGUCAAGGCUGGGCUUCCCCCUUAGCUGUGUCCACAGCUGCUCAAGCUGUACUGGUCGGAGUGGGCUUUGAAGCUUCUUUGUGAGCUCGAGCUGCUGACUGCCACUAUGGGAGCCUUGCCACCUCCAGCCCCUCCAUCCCAAAGACGCUCCCGCCACUGGGGCCCCAGGUCCUACUGUAUCAGUUCUCUUUGGUGGGGGGCUAAGGUUUGGGGCGAGGCAACCUGAGGCAAGAGAACGCAGUAAAUAUUCUGAUUCCCUGUACACAGACGCAGCACCAAGGGAAGGGCCAGUGGUGCAAGUAUUUCUUUUUAACAGGUGAAGUUUUUGGAAAAAGUCACUCUCCCUACCCCUCAGUAUCCUUAUCAUCAACUUUGGUUUUAUCCUUCCAGUCUUUAUUAUAUGCUUGCUUUUACAUAGUUGUAAUAAUAUACACAUAAAAUAUUUUGUAUCCUGCUUUUAUCAUUCAACAUUGUACAUGUUAUAAACAUUUUCCUAUAUUGUUAUAUAUCUUCACAAAGUUGAUUUGUAAAGCUGUGUAAUUUGAAGGCUUCCAUAGGGUGACUGUACCAUAAUUUUGAUUCAUCCCUUGUUGGAUUCUUGGUCAGGGGUUGUUUGUUUUGUUUUGUUGGUAACUUUAAAAUUUUGAAUACAAUUUCAGAUUUACAGAAAAGUUGCAGGACUAUCACAAAGAACUCCUAUAUAUCUUUUAUCCAGAUUGACUGAGUGUUUACAUUUUAUCCCAUUUGCCUUAUUUAUAUUUCAUGUUGUAUUUUCUUAAUCAUUUGAGAGUAAUUUGCACAGAUACCCCAUUAUGCCCAAAACAGUAUGCAUUUCCCUAAGAACAGGACAUUCUCUUCUAAGAGAAGAAGAGAAUUAUUUUAAGCAUUAUUCAGGGUUUUUUUAAGUAUUAUUAUCAAAAUCAGGAAGUUUAACAGUGAUUUAAUACUGUUAUCUAACCCAUGAUUCAUAUUUAAAUUUUGCCAUUUAUCCCAAUAAUGUCCUAUAAGCCAUUCUUUUUCCUUGUGCAGUAUCGUGUGUUACAUUUGUAAAUGUGUGUCUCUCAAUACUGCAGAUUCCUCAGCUUUCUUUUGUCUUUCAUUACCAUGACAUUUUUGAAGAAUACAGGCUAUUUUGUCGAAUGUUCCUCAGUUUGGAUUUGUGUGAUGGUUCCGCAUGACUAGGUGAGGGUUUUGCAUUCUGGGUGGGAAUAUCACAGAAGCAGUGUGUCGUCAGUGCAUCGUAAUCAGCGUAUAAUGUCAGUUGGUCCCAUUAAUGUUGUUAACUCUGUUCACCGCUUAGGUUGGUGUCUGCCAGAUUUCAUUUUAAAUUUACGAUUUCCCCUUUGUAAUUUACAAGUAAUUUGUGGGGAGAUACUUUGAGACUAAGUAUUUUGUUCCUCAUUCACUAGUUAUAUAGUACCAGUUGAUUAGUCUUGUCUGAGUUAUUACUGUCAUGAUUGACCAACAUGAUUUCCUAACUCCAUAAUGCCUUCUACAUUUAUUGGUUGACAUUCUACAUAGAAAGAAAAACAUCCUUUCUCACCAUUUAUUUAUUCACUUGUUUAUCAAUAUGGAUGCAGGGAUUCCUAUUUUACUCAGAGUUGCAAGCCAUUGCUUUGAUUUUAUCUUGAUUCUCAAAUUGUCCCAGAUUUAUAGCAGCCUCUCAUGUGUUUGUAGCUUGCCCCCAGCAGGUUUUGAGUACUUUCUUACCUUCUGGCAUAACAAGAUGUUCCAGGCUCGUCUUGAAUGUUCCCUGCCCUAGCCCUGGAAUCAGCCAUUUCUCCAGGGAGUCUUGGUUCCUUAUAAUGGAGAAUGGUAUUUAUUUAUUUUUAUUUGAUUUGAUUAUUAUUACUAUUUUUGAGACAGAGUCUCGCUCUUGUCGCCCAGGCUGGAUUGCAAUGGCACAAUCUCAGCUCACUGCAACCUCCACCUACCGGGUUCAAGCAAUUCUCCUGCCUCAGCCUGCCAAGUAGCUGGGAUUACAGGUGCCUGCCCCCACACCUGGCUAAUUUUUGCAUUUUUGGUAGAAAUGGAGGUUUUACCAUGUUGGCGAGGCUGGUCUCGAACUCCUGACCUCAGGUGAUCUGCCCACCUGAGCCUCCCAAAGUGCUGGGAUUACAGGUGUGAGCCACCGUACCCAGCCAGAGAAUGUUAUUUAGAAACCAAGAUCUGGGUGCCAAAUGUACUUCUUGUUACUGGAAUGUCAUUGCCUCUAGGCUCUCACCAUACAGUGCAAAGAUAUAUAGAUAGAUAGAUUUAUAGAAACAAGAUAGGGUAGAGAUACCUGACAUAAAUAGAUACUAAAAAUCAUGAAUUCACACUGAUGCUUUGAGACCAGCCCUGUAGGUUUAUUCCAGUCUGCCCCCUUUUCCAUGUUGUUAACUCUUUCCUCCAGAGAGACAAAGAUUUCAGGUUGCUUUGUUAAGUUCCAUCUAAUGAUCAUUCUGACAUAAGUCUGUUUUUCUUAUUUCCUUGGAAUGACAUCUCCUCUGGUUUCAGAACUUCCUCCUCUGCUUCCUGUAUCCUGAGGCUGGCGGGGCCAGUUGUCUUUAGGGCUUGUGUAUUUUUGUAAAGAGCUUGCACGUGUGGAAAUCAAGUAGGCCAGUAGUGGGUUAGGGGUACUGAGCCAGAAGCCUCUACAAGGAAUAACAGGAGCACAAAGGAAGAAGGUGGUAUUCCAGCUGGGGACCCAGGAGGGAGAACUUUGUGGAGAACCUGAUGCUUGAACUGAGUCUAAAAGGUGUAAAAGUGUUUGUUGCUUCUGCCUCCCUGUCUGUCUGGCAGUGUGAGGUAGGCGCAUCUAGGGGAAUGUCAAGUGGCUUUGGUGUGGGGUAAAGUCAGUGAGGCCCAUGGAGAAAAACGAGCAGGAGCCACAUCACAUGGGUGCCUGAUAGGACCUGGGAGGCACUUUCCACAUUUCUGUUGUCGCUUCGUGAUCUGGACACACCAGAAGGCGUGAGACUGGAGGCAGGAAGAGCAGCCAGGCUCAUCCUUACCCUCAGGAGAGCUGAAAAGGGCAGGUAUGGUGGGGCCAGAUCUCAGGAGAGUUUCGGAACCACUGAGAUCGGUCCUUGAUUUGAUGAGAGGCCUGAGGGGAGAGGGAGGUAGCUAGCAUGCCCCGCAGGCUUCUGGCCCAGACACUGGGCAGACAGUGAAGCCCUUUGUAACACAUGAGGCAAUAGGUUUGGGGCAGAUGGGAGGGGAAGCAGUGGUGGGGGCAGUGAGUGCUGAAGGUGUUUUAAGAAGCGGCUCUGGGCCAGGCACAGUGGCUUACACCUGUAUUCCUAGCAUUUUGGGAAGCCGAGGUGGGAGGAUCACUUGAGCCCAAGAAUUUGAGACCAGCCUGGGGAAUAUAGUGAGACCCUGUCCCUACAAAAAUAAAAACAACUAGCUGGGUGUGUGGUGGUGCAUGCCUGUAGCCCCAGCUACGCGGGAACAUCACCUGAGCCCAGGAGGUUGAGGUUGCAGUGAGCUCCAAUUGCGCCACUGCACUCCAGCCUAGGUGACAGAGCAAGAUCUUGUCUCAAAAAAAAAAAAGCAGCUCUGGAUGGGAAGGGAGGCCAGGUGCUUUAAGUAGGGGAGACAGAGUUAAAGGAGGCUUUGUUUUACUUAAAGGUGGGACAAACUUAAGCAUGUUAAUAAAAAUCAGAGAAGAGAAAGAGAAUGACUAUCAGAGCUAUGUUUGGAAGAAAAUGGGGUCCAGAGCUCAGGAAGGGGACCUGUGUUCAGAGAGUGCCUCACUGCUGAGGCCACAGGAAAGAAUCUGUAGGUGGAGGGGAGGCCGAAGAGGGGAAGUUUCAUGCUUGAUAAUUAAAAUUUUCUGAGAUAGGAAUGUCAUAUUUCCCUAUUUAAGCCAAGUUUUUUUAGAUAAAAGGUAUGGAACCUGCUUUCCCCUUGGCUAGUUCAGCGUUUGGGCUCUGGAGUGCUGAAGAUGAGGACUGGACUUCGAGCUGGUGUGAUCCCAGUAUUCAGUGUCAGUACUCAGUGACAAAAUAAAUGAGAGAAACGGGAAUAAGAAUUGUCGCUUACACAAAAAUACUAGCAACUGUUAACUCUUCCCAGAAGAUUUUCAUUCUGAAUGCUCCUGUAGCUGGGAACCCUAAAAAAAAAAAAAAAAAAAAAAAAAGUUUUUGAAGCAACUCACGUUUUAAAAAAGGAGAGGAACUCCUGGAAAUCUCAGGAUGGGGCCAAGAUGUGGCUGGAGAGUGUGUGGUGAUGGAGGGCGUGUCCUUUGCCGAGCACACUCAGGGCCCACAGGAAGCCCAUAGACUUAAAGGACAUCAAGCCCCAAGGUGGUGGGAUUUUCUCCACCAGUACUUGGCAGCCUGGGGGGAAGGGGAGGGCGGGAGAAGAUAAUGGGGAUCCCUGGCUUCAAACAUAGGAGGACACAUCUGUGCUACAGUGCGCACAUGCCUGGAUGUACACUCUGUCUUUGGAGACACUGGCUAAGAGUCUCUGCUCCAUGUUUGGACAGGGUCAUGCCUGAUCUGAGAUAAAUGGGCAAGAACAACUGAAGCCUGUCUUCUGGUGCAUGUGUCACCUGCUGAUACUGCAUCUUGUGAUAAAGUUGGGUGAUUUACAGUCUCUACCAAAUGGUAAACUCUGGGGUCUUAUGCCUUUAUAACUCCAUGGGCCCCAGCAAAGGUUCAGGCUCAAAACAGGUGUCAAAUAGUUAACUGUUGAAUGAUUGUUGCCCAGUUGCAGGCCCUGCCACCUGGCAUUCAUACUGUCUGUGAAAGGACCCAGCUCACCUUUCCCUCUUUAUCUCCCAGUCCUUCCCAACAGUGCCGACACCUCAUGGAAACUGCAAAUGUGCUAAUUCUCACUUCUUUGUGGCCCGAGGAGGCUGGGUUAAUGCUGGGCUUGGUACCUUAAGCACCCUUUCUCCCUUCCCCGUCUUCAGUCUCAGAAUUACACCUGUCUGAAGCAGGCAUUUUCCAAUGCCCUAGAUGGGAAUAUAAGUGUAAGGAGAUGUGGAGCAUUUGCCUGUGUGUCAGAACAUUCACUGAGGAUCCUCACAGGCACUUCUAGAAACCAAGUCCUUGAAGAUGACUAACCAGAAAUGCCCGUCAUAGCACUGUUUACAGUUGCAAAAACUGAAGCCAAUUGAAAUGUCCAUCAGGAGGGGAUUAAAUGAAUUAUGGUACAGUUACACCAUUGAAUAUUUUACAGCCAUUGAAGAUGAUAUAUAGCUAUAUUCAUUGACAAGGAAAACUCAUAUUUUUGAGUGAAAAAAGCAGGUUAUAGAAUUGCAUGAUAGUCACAUUUAUAUAAAACUUUAUAUAUGGGAAGGAUGUUGAUUGAAUUGUUAAUAACUAUGGUCACCUCUAGAGAUGGAAGUUUGCAUUACCUUUAAUUUUUAAUACCAUUUUGUAUUGCUUAAAAUUUCUAUGUAUUAUCGUUAAAAUAAGAAAAAUCAAAUAAAGCUAUUUUCAUUAUGGGAAA
Molecule: messenger RNA, 7753 nt
Organism: Pongo pygmaeus (Bornean orangutan)
Lineage: Eukaryota; Metazoa; Chordata; Mammalia; Primates; Hominidae
Gene: SNX1
Product: sorting nexin 1
Exons: 15
Coding region: 90-1763 (557 amino acids)
Biological process (GO): early endosome to Golgi transport; intracellular protein transport
Cellular component (GO): endosome membrane; endosome
Molecular function (GO): phosphatidylinositol binding
Source: RefSeq, a predicted model, not a curated record